CCUGACGAUGAUCAUCGGCAAGCCGUACUUGUGGCCUGAUGUGGGCGCGGGAACCUACUUUCCCAGUGAAAAUCAGGCUUAGAUGAUAUCAUUGUUCUCUCUUCUGCGAGUAGCUAUCGACACGAUAUGAAAGAUGGUCUCUUCAUACCGGCGCGUCACCAAGCAGAUAAGACAGUGUCCCGGGCUUCCAGUGCCUAAUCCCACCACCCCAUUCUGGUCAAUCCCAGCAUCGCCUAUCCAGAAAGAAGGCUCGUCAGCGGCUUUGCCAGCAAGUGCGGAUGUUGUGAUUAUCGGGUCUGGGAUAACGGGUACGGCGUUUGUGCGUACGCUGCUCGACGCGGAUGGGUCGUUGGAUGUUGUAAUGCUGGAGGCAAGGGACGCGUGUUCUAGGGCUACAGCGCGGAAUGGGGGACAUGUCACGCCGCCGCUGCACCAUGACUAUCUGGAAUUGAAGAGCAAACACGGUGCAGAGGCUGCGAGGCAGAUUAUACGGUUUAAGCUGUCACAUCUGGACGAGUUGAUUGGCGUAACAGAGGAGGAGGGCUUGACGGAGGAGAGCCAGUGUCGCAAGGUGGAGACGUAUGACAUGUUCUUCGACCAAGAGGCGUUCGAAGGAGCAAAGGAGAAGUUGGAACGCUAUUUGGAGGAAAUGCCGAGUGAGAAGGGUGGCUGGGGUACGGCAGAGGGCUCGGCGGGGAUGCAGCUUGCAGAUGGAGUGUGCGGGGUCAUCUCAACGAUGGGAGGAGCGGUGCAUCCUUAUAGGCUCGUUACGGGAUUCCUCUCAAGACUACUCAAGACGUACUCAUCCUUUCGGUUAUACACUCAUACUCCAUGUCUCUCCAUCCGCAACAACAUCGUUCGUACACCCCGCGGUGAUAUUCGCACCAAACAUAUCGUGCAUGCUACCAAUGGCUGGACGUCCCAUCUCCUCGCACCGAUGCGAGAAAAGAUUGUUUCUGUACGUGGCCAUAUGACCGCACAACGCGCAGGAACAGGAUUAGAAGACGGGUGGCUGGGUACACGGUCAUUCGUACUGUCCCCAGGCGCGUCAGAGGAUCGAUGGGACUACCUCACCCAGCAACCGCCUGAUCCUGCACGACUAGGCGAGAAACCGCACGCAGAGUUCAUGUUUGGAGGUGGUAUUGAGACGGGUAUCCCGUCCUUCUUUGAAGCUGUUGGAUGUGCUGAUGACAGCCAAGUUGACUUUCGAACCUCGGCUUACCUUGGUGGAGCACUGGCGGCGUAUUUUGGGAAAUGGUGGGGAGGCGAGUCCGCUGAUGUUGACGACGAUGAACAUUUUGAGAAAGGACGCGUGAAGAAGGCGUGGUCGGGCAUUCUGGGCAUCUCUGCGGAUGGAUUGCCUUGGGUGGGUAGUGUUCCCUCAAAGAUCGCGGCAGGGUAUUCGGGGGAGGGAAUGGUGCACGCGUGGAUGAGCGGAAAGGCGUUGGCGUAUAUGGUGCUUGGAAAAGACGUUGAUUGGCUCCCUGACCUGUUUCGCGUUACAGAGAAAAAGUGGAAGAAAGCAAAUAUCGCGUCUUGGCUAUAA
Molecule: messenger RNA, 1546 nt
Organism: Desarmillaria tabescens
Lineage: Eukaryota; Fungi; Basidiomycota; Agaricomycetes; Agaricales; Physalacriaceae
Product: FAD dependent oxidoreductase
Exons: 3
Coding region: 134-1546 (470 amino acids)
Cellular component (GO): cytoplasm
Molecular function (GO): oxidoreductase activity
Source: RefSeq, a predicted model, not a curated record